UAGUCUCCAGAACCUCCGUAAAAUGCAUCGGUGCUCACAACCCAGUCUGUACGAACACACACGUAGCGUAUAUCUCGAUAGCGAAUUACUGUACAUACUCUAAUAGGCCGUACCCCAUGUCGGGACACUGUUCAAUUAGUAAUAGAUAGAUGACAACUGUACUGUCCAGGGUAUAUAAUGUACAAGACACCCCACACAUCCGUUGCUAACAUCCUUCAAUAUGGACUCUGGCUCACGCUUCUGUUCGCCACACUAUGGCUUUGCGCGCGGACUCGGCUGUUUUCCCUGGUCGCGUUGAUGGGUGUCGCAGGGGUCCGUCGUAAUAGCCCGUGUGGGCCAUCUUCACCGAGCCAGCUCACUGUCCGUCUCCGGCGCACAGACUCGGGAGUAGAUGCAGGCUCGUGUUCAGGGUCUCGAGAGUGAGGUCGAGACACGUCGUCGCGAGGUGGCGAGCCGAGGAGUAGGGCGCGCU
Molecule: messenger RNA, 472 nt
Organism: Fomitopsis serialis
Lineage: Eukaryota; Fungi; Basidiomycota; Agaricomycetes; Polyporales; Fomitopsidaceae
Exons: 1
Coding region: 178-423 (81 amino acids)
Source: RefSeq, a predicted model, not a curated record